GCCACCUGUCGACCAGUGUCAGGAUGUUAGCCAGCCAUUUGUGACUGAUACAGCUUCAUACCUUGUAGUCCUUACAUUGUAACCUGUCUGCAUUGGUAUACAUCCCUUAAAAUGAAUCCUCAAGAAAAAGGUACUGGCCCUGUAAAUCCUCCAAAAACAAGUUUAUCACAGCGGCAAAGGAAAAGUCUCCAGAUGAGUCGGUAAGUCUUCGUGCAGUCUUAACAUACAGCUAAUAUGCAACGAUUUGUUGGCACUGGUAGUGUGAGAAAGUUUCACAUUUUAAGCAUAUAUACUGUCCCUAUGAUGCCAAUUACUGAUGUUGCCUUAUACUGUAUUGUCUUUUGAGGAUCUAUGCAUAAGGUGGAUGGAUAAAGUGAUGAUAAUCGACUUCAGUGUUGAGGUGUUUCGUGAUUAGCUAAGCUAAGUUAGCCUGUUGUGCUGCCUCUGUGAACAGUGAGUUUUAUUCCGGUAGGCGUGUUGGUUUGAUAAAACGAGCUGUAUUUACACAAGUAAUAUCGUCCAAUCUCGUUUGUGCUUGUGAUAAAGAAUACCUCACGGCUACAAAGAGGCAAUGCAGUUCAUCUCAGGGAAGCUUUCACUGCCUAAUGGGAGGAUGCAGAUUGAUUCAACUUCAACCAACCAGAAACCUGAAGGUAACUUCAAUGGACAUCCAAACAAACACACACACACACACACACACACACACACACACACACACACACACACACACACACACACACACACACACACACACUAAUAUGUAAACAUAAGGCCAUGUGGCUAACUGUUUGUGAGAGUGUACUAUCACAAAGUAAUAAGCUGUAUCUAAAGAGAAUUCAUGCAAAUCACAAGAUUUCUUUCUAGGGGAGUGUGGGGUACUUUGUUCUUAUUUUGGAUCACUUCAUCAAGUCACUCAUAGUUUUGUGUCUAACUAGUGAAUCUGCAUAUAUUUCAAGAAGUUGUGCAUCCCCGCAAACCAACAGAAUGAGUGUAAACAUAACUGUCUUGAUGAUAUAACGUGCCAAAAAAAGUGGUCUCCUAUGGUCAACUUACCCCGUGUAUGGGGUAAGUUGAGCCGUAUCCCUUAUACCCCCACACUUUCCACCCCAGCCCUCCCUCACCUUCUCUCUCCCUAAGUAACAGUCACUUCUCUACAUUCAUGUGUUUUUUAAUCUAUUAUACAUGAAUACAUGACAUGAAUUGAUGCCCAUCUCCUAAAUAUUUGGUCACAUGAUCAAUUUCUCCUAUCAUUUCCAAGCAAUGAGGGUGGCUCAACUUACCCUUUGGCUCAGCUUACCCCACUCUACCCUAUGUGGUGUUUGAAGACCAAGUAUCUUGACUUCAUUUUGAUUAAAAAAGGGACCCGUUACCUGAUGCAGGCCCAUUAAUCACUACCAUUUAUCAGUUACCUCGAAGCAACAAAGAUAUUGUUUUUGUAAUUGCAUGGCUGAGCCAGAUAUACCUUUUAAAAAAUAAUUCUGCUCUUAAGCUGCAUUUACAGACAAAUUGCUUCUGCUAUUUGGUACUGAGUUCAAAUCUCAUUUAAUUUGGAAUGCAUUGCAUCAGUAAAAGGGUUGGAGUUAAUCCUAAAAUCAGGGUCAACCUUUAAAUUCUUCACUGUUGUUUGUCUCCUGUAUUAAACAGGACCUGCAGAAUUUAGAUGGAGGUCCUCAUUCAAACCUGUAGAUGAACCUGAAGAAGGCCCCUCUGAGGAAAAAAAAUCACCCAGACCAAAGAAGUAAGCAAGUUUAUGAUGUUUAAAGUAGACUGACAUCAAGGAGAGACUGAUGUUUUUCUGUAGUCAUAAUUCAGAAUGUCCCACAUUGGUUUGUGGUGUCAUACAGUGUUCGAAGUACAAACUGUAUGAAGGUGAUGAUGUUACAUACUUAAACAGAUGGGCUACAUGAGAUCAGAGUACAAGCAUCAGGAUUAAUGCCCUACUUGGGGCUUUUCAAACAGACUUAUAGAAUUAUUAGUUUACUCGUUCAUUUGAGGCAUUUGUGAACAUUAGGUGGUCAUUACAAAACAAAAGUUAUAUGCAAAAAGAAAAAAAGAAAACAUUGUAUGUGGCACACAGACACACGUUAAUUCUGUCUUUGUCUCCUUCAGAGAUGAGCUGUAUAAUCCCUACGACCCUGCUUCAUCAGACUCUGAGUCUGAGAUGCCCCAGAGCAAAAAGCAAAACCUCUUCAAUCCUGUUCAGGAUCCAAAAAGUCGAAGUUUGUCCCCAAAGAAAAGCAGUGAGCAAAGCCGCUGGGACUCAUCUGUCCUGAGGCCAGGAAGCCGACCUCUUUGCAGGCUUGACUAUGGCUCUGUUACUUCAGAGAAUGAGAGUCAGGGUCUCAGUCCAAGUCAUAUGCUGCCUGAUCAGCAGACUUAUAGUCCAGAAACUGAAUCAAUUGACCCAGUAGGCUAUUACCCCACAAAAAGACCUCUGGACCACCGAGGCAGCAGUCCUGAAAGAGUUAUUCCCAGCUCCUCUGCCUCCACUCCACCAUUUCCUCUGUCUUAUGGAGGGCAAAGGGCCAACAGAGAGGAGAGGGUGACAGUCCCAGAGUACAGGAGAGAAGUAUCACCAGUACGACAGGUAAAGUAAAGUGACAGUAAGACAGGACCUGUUUGUUUCAUUUUGUUUUUGAUGCAGCAGUGACCUUAUGUGUGCAGUGUGUGACACCUCUGCUCCCUGCUCUUUUUCCCCCUCUGUAGAUGACCACUGUUAGACUAUCACCUCCUCCGUUAAAGCGGGAAUAUCGCCAAGAUUUUGGAUACAGUGAAAAGGGUAAAUUGAAGAUUUAAGGAAAUAGCAACAUUCUUCAGUGCACCUCAUCCCUUUUACCAUGUGUAAUUGCCGUGUUUGUAUUUUCUAUGUGAAUCUGGUUUAAUAUACAUCUGUGUCUCCAUAUGAUCAUCAGAACGGGACCAAAUCUCACCCCCCAACAAGGUGGCAAGACUAAGGAGCAAAGAGGUCAUAAUGGGCAAGUAAGAGCCAAAACUGUCAAUCCUCUGUUUUGUAAAGAUACCACAUAUGUCAUUCAUGUCAUUUAGUAGUGUGCUACAUAGUGUAGUAUGUAGUGUAGUGUAGGGUAUGACAUGCACAAACAUUUGUUCAUAUAUGCACAAAUUAAAGCCAGAGCCAGGAGUUAUAUUCACAGAUGCAUGUUGGUGUACUAAAGGGUCAUCGGCCAAGACAACAGAGUUAACUUUUCUAACUGAACAAGUAAUAAACUGUAUUACAAAGCAGUAAAGCCACUUUGAACAUAUUAGGCCUCAUGCAACAUUUGCAUUUCAAACCUUUUUCUGAACAGCUUCUCUAAUCGUGUUGAUCAUUGCUACUGUAUGCUAAUGCUGUCAAGUAUCACUUUUUAAUACACUGUUAAGCUCACUCAAGAGUGACUGGAUUUAAAUGAGUUCAGGGAAUGUACAUGUUGAGUAACCUAAUUUUUGUUGCCGUGUUUAGGGUUGCAGGUCAUAUCAACUUAAAAAAAAUGAUAAAUGCUUAUUUUACUGCUUCCCAUAAGCAAGGAAUUUAUACUUUCCUAUUGUAUUGUAUUUCUCUGCCAAGUUUUCAGCUCCGAGUAGCACAUGGUUCAUCAAAUAUGUUGUUUUAUCAUAUCUAUAUUUCCACUGUUUUUUUUUUUUUUUCAGUUUCUAGUUACAUCAAAAGUUGUGUAAUGUGAGUAAAUAUUCACAUUCCCUUUUUUUCACACUGACAACCUUGAACACAAUGUUGGAAAAUGAUUCUUUUGUUUUGCUUUAAGACUUUCACCAUUAGCAUGGCAGUGAAAUGGCUGCGGUGUGGCUAUGGGGAAUAAGGGAUGUUUUAAAGCCAGCUUUUGGAGCAAUUAUAUUCAAACAAUACUAUUUUUUUUAUCUCACAGUUGCAAGUUUGGUUUAAAAAUGGUUUUAGCGUGUAUCAGGGCCACAGGCGAAUCUUAGUGGUAAAUACUGAUACCGAGCAAACUUGGUUGUCUUCAUAUUUUUGUUCCAGUAAUCCCAUCUGCUGUGAUCUUUGUGACAUCGAAGUAGCGAAUGGUCAGGAGCUGAUGGAUCACUUGGAGAGCAAGACUCACUGGGACACCCUGGAGCACAUCCAGCAACACAAUAAUUAUGACGAUAUCAGAAUGGCCUUUCUGCAGGUAAGACAAUACUCUGUACAGUUAAAUACUGAACAUACUUGGUGUCUUCAUUGAACCUUUAGACGGUGCUAUGGUGAUCCUCUUUGUAACAGGAGGAUGUGGAAUUCUAUAUCAAGAUAAAUUGUAGUGUGAGAUCGCACCAAAAAUACAGUGUGAGAGAAGAAAAACAAUAACAGUUUAGUGAUAUUUGAUAUGAAGUGUUUAAAAGCUAGUUGUAAAGUAUCAGCGCAAAGCAACAGGAGAUGGCAUGUAAUAUGAACAGUACCAAAUGUUUGAGAGUUAAUGUGUCCUGAUGGUGGUACAUGGUUUUAUCUCCACAGGACAUCCUGCUGUAUAGAAGCAGUCAGUGUAGUCGAGCCAUAGAGGAUCGUGCACUUCCAGGUAAAUGUCUUUAAUAAUACAGUGUUUGUGAUAACUAAGCUUACCUUCUGCUCCUGUCGAGAAAAAAAAAAAAAAAAAAAAACAUUAUUAUGGUUUGAUCAGAUUUUUUUUUAUUCAGCUUUACAGGACAAUGACCAUAUGACGAAGGUUGAAGUCUUCCACUGUGCAGCCUGUAAAGUCUUUGUCUCCACAUCGGCAUCUUCAGUGGAGACUCACAUAACCUCUCAGGAGCACCUUAUAAACACAGAGGUAACACUACUGUUGAGUAGCCCAACAUAAACCACAACGAUUUUAAUUCAAACGCUCUUAUUUUGCUUUUGGUAAAUAAAACAUUGACCAGAAAAGAAAUACAUUGAAAGGAUGAUUAUGUUCACUCUGAUUUCUUGAAGGAGUUUGAAGUAAAGCAGCGUCAUGUAUGUCUGAUCAAAGCAGAAACUAUGAUGAAGGAGCUGAAACCCCAGUAUGAACUCUUCUUGCAGGUAAUUUAAGAAAGUGAAUGAUUCAAAACAGCAUCGUAGGAAAUAUGUUUGUUAAAGAAAGCCAAAAGGAACUUCAUCGUUCAGCAAUGUGCAGCCUGAUAAUUGAACAUGCAAAACAAAAUUUGAGAUCAUAAUUUAGAAUUAUGUUGAUACAUAUGUUUAAUUUAUCAAUCAGGUCUUUCUACUAAUAGAGCAUAAUGAAAACUUAAAACAAAGAUGAAACUUUUUGCCGGUUUGGUAGGAUUUAAAGCCUUUUUUUUUUAAAGCGGUCUACUUUCAGUCAAGUUGCAGAACUGGACUUGCUUGAAGAGUUAAUGAAUGAUAAAUUAAAAAAACAAAUACAUGUUGUUGCUUGUCUCUGAUUGCUACCACACGUUCUGGAGCUGUUGGUUAAACACAGUAUUACACUUGAUGUGCUGUUUUACUUAAUAACCACGAUACAGAUUAGAACCUAGCAGCCCUGUAGGUAUUUCAAACUCAACGUCUUUAGCAUGAGGAGGAAACUGCAAUCCACUUGAAAAAUUGAGCAGGCUACAGGAAGAACAUUAAACGCCCCGAACAGAGAACCACUUCCCCAUUGUGCUGCACACCUCAGUACACAAAUUUACUUUAAAGUUGCAACAGACGCUCGAACCCUGCAGGGCUCUGAGCAAGUACCAGACAUUACUUUUGAGGUGGACUCUACCUGGGUUGCAUUAUUUUGCAGAUAGAGUUUUCAGAGGGCUUGACUGGACUGUCUUCUUUCAGGGCAGAAGUUCAUUUGAAUGAUGGAAAUCAACGCCUCCAGUGUCCUGCCUAAACAGAGACCCUGCUCUGCUUCAAAGAUCUACAGAUCUGACCUGCCUUCUCCACAUUCAUGAUGCUGCACCUCUCGUACAGACACUCACUGAUCAGUCAUUCGUUGUCUGAAUGGAAACACAAGUUAAUUUCCUUAGUUUACAUUCUGUUCAUACUUAUGUAGCUACAACUUUCAACGUUGUCAGUUUUGACAAAAUGAUGUUUGUAAUUUAUGUUAACCAAUCAAAUGAUUUUACAAUUUGUUAAAAAAAAACAUGGCAAAGGUCAACUUGUUUCCUUGUUUUUUUAUUUAGAACAACACAAAUGUUUUAAGCAUUGUAUCUGUGUGAUAUAGUACAUUAAAAAUUAAAUUAUCUCAAAACAGUAUAUUUAAACAUUAAAUAUAGGUGACAUGUUGUAUGAAGGGGAUCCUCAGCACUAGCUGUGCUUGUUCUUGGUCAUUUUUUUAAACCACCUUCAGUUUAAAUUUCUGUGUUUGAUUUUUGGGAACAAUGUGUUGACUGAAAUACUAUAAAACACUCUCUAUGCAUAACAAGUUUGCUGACACUUCAUUUCUGUUCUUGUUCAGUAGCCCACUUUCCGACCUGUGAUCUCUGGAGCUGUUCAUGGUGAGCUUCAAGUGUCAUCACUCAAAAUUCGUGUGACCUAAAAAAAAACAACAACCUGUGGGAAAACAUGUUGCAAUACAAAGGAAACAUGAUUUUAUGUAUCUUGUUAAUAUGGAAAUUGGUACAGAAGAGAAGUGAUCCCAAAUUUUGACAAAACGGACUCAAACCAUGAUAAAUCUGAGGUAAAAGUUGUCUUCAUUAGAAAUGGAUUCCACACUACAUUACUGCAUAAAACAAGAAAAAACAGUCAGUCCAUUUGGAAACCAUGUACAAACAGAAAAGAAGGUAACAAUAUCCAAAAUAAUUAACUUUGUCAUCUCUCUAAAUGUCAACAUUUUCUCUUUCAUAGAGGGAUAUUGUACUUUUGGCCAGUAUUUAAUUGAAUUAAAAAAAGAAGUGAAACAACAUCCAAUGUACAUACACAUACAGUCUAGUGAAAUCUAAAAAGGUCCCUACUGGCUUCAUGAGGCAGAGUUCGUGGCCGUCAGAGAGCUGUCCUGUUCAGUCUUGAGGGUUUUGGGCAGCGAGGUGACCUCGACCAUGCCAAGCCCUGUGUGAGGGACACUAGUGUUCAUUAUGUGUCUCUGUAAAUGUUUAAUCCAGUCCUCCUGCACUGAAAGGGGGCCCUGGAAGACGAGGUCACAGAACCUGUAAACAGAGGGAAAGAAUUAUGAUACUAAGUCGUGUUUGUGGUUUUGAGUCAUGCUGCCAAGAUGCUUAAAGAUGGUCUGGCCAGUCUGUUGAAUUUUGCACCAGUUUGAUCCACUGACAACAUUGGGAACUAUCAAAUUUUGAGGCACAUGGAUCAUCAGAUGCUGAACCUGAAUGGCAAAGGUGAUCUCUAAGCCGUUCAAAGUAACCUGACUGGAUUUAAACAUUCUUGUACAGUUUUGUAGGAGCAAAUUUUGACAUUGCUUAAAAGGUCAUAUGUAUCUUUGAUAUUUAUUAUCCACUUGCACCAACAAUAAGUGAUUUUGACCAUAACCUUUGUUUUUGUGCUUGUGUGGUAGUUUUUGUUCCAAUUAAGUUAAGAGUUAGUCCUUUGUUUAACCCAAAAUAUGGCAGCCACAAGCAUCAAAUAAGACACAUUUACAUGGUUAAAAUCCAUUCAAUGCUGCAGUCUACUGGAUUACUAAUUUCUUACGUUCCAUACAGUUCAUAUCAAUAUUAAGGAGUGUAACCAGCCCUGCUACUAAAGGAGUACAGGCAUUACCUGCAGGUGAGUCUGUACAUUUCUUCAGGAGUUUGUGGUAAGGGCAGUGUCUUCUUUUUUGGGCCAGGUCUUGAGCGUUGUCUUCUUAUUUUGCAGUCAAAUGCUGAAAGACAGACAUCCAAUUUAACCAGUUUCUCUCAUGUAACAGCUCAGCCUUCAUAACAUAGAUGAACAAAAAGUCGACGAUAAUCACUAAAAACUGGAUGUCUUUCGUCAAAUAACAUUUUUCAAACAACACUGUUUUCAGAAGUAAAAUAAACGGUUCAAAUGUUCUAAA
Molecule: messenger RNA, 7892 nt
Organism: Xyrichtys novacula (pearly razorfish)
Lineage: Eukaryota; Metazoa; Chordata; Actinopteri; Labriformes; Labridae
Source: the annotation of a GenBank genome assembly